This is a messenger RNA of Lycium ferocissimum, 1014 nucleotides long. RefSeq lists its product as uncharacterized. Bases 272 to 1009 code for a protein of 245 amino acids. NCBI's taxonomy places the organism in Eukaryota, Viridiplantae, Streptophyta, Magnoliopsida, Solanales, Solanaceae. The transcript has a single exon. The record is from RefSeq and is a predicted model, not a curated record.
UGAUAGAAUAUGUAAAUAUUAAUUAGAAGAUUUUGUAGUCUACUAUUUUAGGUUAGCAUAUUUUGUAUAUUGUGUAAUCUCCUAUUUUAGGUUAGAAUAUUAUUCUCCUGUUUUGUAUAUAAACCAAUUCAAGUAAUGAAAGGAGGGAAGGGAAAAUAUUUCUUACAUGGUAUCAGAAUAGGGUUUCUUUCUUCUUCCUCCUUCCGCUACGCCGUAAAUCCCUAUUUUUUGUUUUCCUCCCUAAGCCGUCGCCCCCUUCCUUUCUUUUCCCAUGGCCGACGCACCAACCACCCCGGCUAAGCCCACGUUCCACCCGGCCCUCGCGGUCUCCAAUAUCAAGAAUCACAUCUCUGUUACUCUUGAGAUGGAAAACUCACAAUAUGGUACAUGGGCCGAGCUUUUCAAAAUUCAUGCUCGUUCUCACAAGGUCCUUCAUCACAUCAUUCCUCCACCUAAGGGUAAGGAGAAGCCGGCUCCCAAAACUGAUGAGGAAAUUGAAUUAUGGACCACCAUUGACGCCACCGUGAUUCAAUGGAUUUAUUCGACGAUUUCGAAUGAUCUGUUAAACACUAUCCUCGAACCGGAUGCUACUGCCAUGGAGGCUUGGGACCGCUUACGUGAUAUCUUCCAAGAUCAUCAAACUUCUCGUGCGGUGACUCUUGAACAAGAAUUCACGACGACUCGUAUGGAGGAUUUUUCCAAUGCCUCCGCCUAUUGUCAACGUCUCAAGAGCCUUGCCGAUCAACUGAAAAACGUUGGGGCUCCCGUGACGAAUAGCCGCCUUGUCCUUCAACUGGUCUCGGGUCUCACUGAUGCAUACAAAGGGGUUGGGACACAAAUUCGCCAUGCAAAGCCGCUCCCACCAUUCACUGAGGCUCGGUUUUCUUUUGUUUUGGAAGAACGUGAACUUGCGGCUAUGGUGUCUCACGGGUCUGGCUCGGCUAUGGUGGCCUCGGUCGACGACGCGCCACUCCCCUCGGAUAACUCAAGCUCACGCCGAGGGAAAUAAAAAAA